UCACUCCUUUGGCCAGUCACGGGGCCAAAACCAGUGUUUGGAGCCACAGUGUGGCGGUUGGUGGAGCCAGCAGCAAUGGGAGGCCAUACAGCACCCUAUGACAAAAUGGAAACCAGCAGGAGCGUGAGGAGACCUGAAAGUGGCACAUGGCAAGUGGCACAUGGAGUGGGAGCAAUGGGGAGGCGGUACAGGGACCCAGGUCACACUGUGGGCCCAGCAGCAGCGUGACCAGGCGGUACGGGGGCCCAUGGCCGAUAUGGGGCUUGGUGGCACCUAUGGAAGGCCUGUAAUCUGCCAGCAACCUAUGACAAAAUGGACAACCGCAGGAGUGUGAGGAGAUUUCAAAGUGGCACAUGGCAGAGUGGAAGCAAUGGGAGGCCGUACAGGGACCCAGGUCACACUGUGGGACCAGCA
Molecule: messenger RNA, 414 nt
Organism: Staurois parvus
Lineage: Eukaryota; Metazoa; Chordata; Amphibia; Anura; Ranidae
Source: the annotation of a GenBank genome assembly